AAUACAGACACAGGACGAGCUACAAAGUCGACUCAACGGCGCAUGGCGAGGCGAGACGGUCAGUUGUUGUUGUUAUGGUUACCACUCGUCAACAUACGGGUUACGUGAACUGUUUUCUUCCUGCGUAAAUUGAAAAUACGAUAAACAGUUAUGGACUGGGCCGCGGAUCUGGAAAUCACGUCGAAGAAGCUUUUACCUCGUCUCGGCAGACGAUCAAUGCAAAACGUUGCACAGGAGGAUUCCAAGUCGGACGAUGACCUCUUGGAAAGCCCUAUAUCGAUAUCCUCUGGAAAAUCGGCACAACCACCCGUUGUACCUCCACGCACCAGGAAAACGGGAUGGGGAGACGAACUAAAAAGCGGGAGAAAAGGAAAGGACCUCUCAAAAUCACGAGGAACAUCGAACUUCAUCGAACAAUUAUUUCUUAGGGAACGUUUUCGAGGAACGGAGAAGGAUGAACCCGUAGAUGAUAUUCCAGUUAUACCGGAUUUAGACGAAAUACAAGAAGACAGUGCGUUAUCAGACAUCAAUACAACCACAGUCAACGUGAAUAGGGUUGCCGCGUACAAAGAGCUGGACACAGACUUGGUAAAAAACUCUGCAUUCACAUCUUUGAACGGAAUCAAUCUUUCCCUUCUUGCUGAGAAAUUGUACACCGAGAAUCUGACGAAAGAACCGGACGAAGUGUGGAAUUGGAACCUCCUCUUCACUCAAGUCUCUUCUGAAAUCAAUAGCGAGACACAGAAGAAGAUUCCUACGUAAAUCUCGCGCGUUAAUGAUAAGCUCAAGUUGAUGUAUUUAUUGGUUUUGUAAUAUGAAAAUAAAUUAAAUAUCAUUGUC
Molecule: messenger RNA, 840 nt
Organism: Hylaeus anthracinus
Lineage: Eukaryota; Metazoa; Arthropoda; Insecta; Hymenoptera; Colletidae
Gene: IFT43
Product: intraflagellar transport protein 43 homolog
Exons: 7
Coding region: 151-762 (203 amino acids)
Biological process (GO): intraciliary retrograde transport
Cellular component (GO): intraciliary transport particle A; cilium
Source: RefSeq, a predicted model, not a curated record